UCUUCAGAAUUGGAAACUAUUAAUAACUAUUUUAUAAAAGAUAUAUUGGAUAAGCCACAAACUACUUUACAGUCUCUUUUAAUUAGUAUAGAAGCUAAAAAUAUAAUUGAAACUUGGAGAAUUUGUUGUAUAGAUGAGCUUUCACAUUUUAUUGUGAUAAAUCAAAAGAAGCAUAAAGGUAAUAUGGAUGAACCUAAAGAGAAUGUUAGUACAGAAAAUUUUAACUCUAAAGAGGAUCAGGAUACUGAAGAAAUAAUUCUAUUACAAGA
Racocetra persica is the source of this 269-nucleotide messenger RNA. Lineage: Eukaryota; Fungi; Glomeromycota; Glomeromycetes; Diversisporales; Gigasporaceae. The record is from the annotation of a GenBank genome assembly.